Molecule: messenger RNA, 627 nt
Organism: Penicillium angulare
Lineage: Eukaryota; Fungi; Ascomycota; Eurotiomycetes; Eurotiales; Aspergillaceae
Product: Rab family GTPase YPT6
Exons: 5
Coding region: 1-627 (208 amino acids)
Molecular function (GO): GTPase activity; GTP binding
Source: RefSeq, a predicted model, not a curated record
AUGGCCUCCUCUGGGGUAGGGUCGUAUUCGAACCCGUUGAAGAAGUUCAAAUUGGUAUUUCUGGGUGAACAAAGCGUUGGAAAAACUUCGUUGAUCACUCGCUUCAUGUACGACUCGUUCGACAACACAUAUCAGGCCACGAUCGGCAUCGACUUUUUGUCCAAGACUAUGUACUUAGAGGAUCGAACGGUUCGCCUCCAACUUUGGGAUACCGCCGGUCAAGAACGAUUCCGCUCCCUGAUCCCCUCUUAUAUCCGUGACUCCAGCGUGGCGGUGGUCGUAUACGAUAUUUCAAAUGCCAAGUCCUUCCAGAACACCCGGAAAUGGAUUGAUGAUGUGCGCGGAGAGCGUGGGAAUGAUGUGAUCAUCGUGUUGGUGGGCAACAAGACCGAUUUGAAUGACAAGCGAGAAGUUACCACCGCACAGGGUGAGGAGGAAGCUAAGAAGAACGGCCUCAUGUUUAUUGAGACCAGCGCCAAGGUCGGACAUAACGUGAAGCAACUGUUCCGAAGAAUUGCCCAGGCUCUACCUGGAAUGGAGGGUGAAGCCAAGCAGGGAGAAAGCACAAUGAUUGAUGUCAACAUCCACCCCAAAGAAACCACCAACAAUGACGGAUGCGCUUGCUAA